Messenger RNA from Pogona vitticeps (central bearded dragon), 891 nucleotides. It is a transcript of the gene FBXO36, whose product is annotated as F-box protein 36. Gene Ontology annotation, molecular function: protein binding. NCBI's taxonomy places the organism in Eukaryota, Metazoa, Chordata, Lepidosauria, Squamata, Agamidae. The record is from RefSeq and is a predicted model, not a curated record.
UUCCUUGGCUGAAAAAGAGGUAUCCCUCCGCUGGGGUCGUCACCCUUGGGGUGCGCGCAAGCGUUAUCCCCUCAGGGUCAGCGAGAUCACGAGUGACGCCCCACCCACCCCCGCUGGAGGUUUCAACCCCUCAACCGUGGCGAUUCAGGGGCCCUUUCCGUUGUUGUCGUAGCGGAGACCCGUCGACUUCGACUCCUAAGAGCGCUCCGUCUCCUUUAAGAGGGGGAGGGAGGGCUUCCAAUGACCUCUCCCUAGGCCCGCCCCUUCCUGGUUGCCAUAGUGACUGGCUGCUGGCGUCCUAAAAUGGCGUCUCUUCUCUCAGAUAAUUUGUUCGAGGCGCGAGGACAGGCCCCAGCGCCUAGCAAGGACUUCUAUCAACUUAUUGUCACUCGGAAGGAAGUAAUUUUCAGGUGGUGGAAAAUUUCUCUUCGGAGUGAGUAUCGAGAAGCAAGACCAGGAGAACUGAAAGAGUCUCACGAAGACUUCCUUGAUGACCCCUCUCUCCAAAUUCAAAUAGCCAUCAUAUUUGGAGCAGAGACUUUGGAACACACCUUCAAUUUGUGCCGGGGUAAUUUUGACUUCCUGGUGCGACUUCCUGACCCAUUGCUACUGUAUAUCAUAUCCUAUUUGGAACUAGAAGAUAUUGCCAGACUUUCUCAAGUAUCUCACAGAUUUGAAAUGUUGUGCAACUCUGACAAACUAUGGGAGAUGAUUGUGAAAAAUUUAUCAGGAAGAAUUACUCCAGAAAUGAGAUCACUGGCCCAAGAAGUUGGUUGGAAGCAAUUCUUCUUUACUAACAAGAUUCAGCUACAGCUGCAGCUCCGGAGGAGGAGGGAGAAGAGAUCUGAUUCAUCAGACAGCCAGUCCGAUUAAAGGAGUAUUCUUCCUAGU